Molecule: messenger RNA, 894 nt
Organism: Bathycoccus prasinos
Lineage: Eukaryota; Viridiplantae; Chlorophyta; Mamiellophyceae; Mamiellales; Bathycoccaceae
Exons: 1
Coding region: 1-894 (297 amino acids)
Molecular function (GO): intramolecular lyase activity
Source: RefSeq, a predicted model, not a curated record
AUGUCCUCCUCCUCCUCUCCGCAGCAGCAGCGGCAGCAACACCACCACCGCCAGCAACAACAACAGCGCGUCUCUUCUUCACUGACGACGACGACGGCGAGGAACGAAGAAGGAGAACUCCUUGACGAGGAGAAGCAACGAAGGAGGAUUCGGAAGCAAAGAAUUUUAACGAGAUUCCGAAGAAAAAGCGAAAGAAAGUUCUUUCUCGCGAGCGCAACCAUGACGCGUUUGCUCGACAUCCCGUACGGGAAAAAAGGAGAAAGCGUGAAAGUGCCGUCGCAUCAUAUUCUAGAUGACGAGGAAGAAUCGAACGCGCCGCUCAUCGCCGGCGGGGUGAGGAGGAAAAAAGUAGCCGCCAUGUUGAACGUGGACGUGUACGUGAUUGGGUUGUAUUUCCUACCGAAAGCGUGUAAGAAACACGAGGGAGAAGAGGACGCGUUGGACGCGGUGGCGAACGACAGUUCGAUUGCGAAAACGGUACGACUGACGUUCGUGAGAGACGUGAGCGGAGAGUCGGUGGCGAAGGCGAUCGCGGUUAAUAUAGAGAAAAAAUUAGGAUCGAGAGCGGAGAGCGGCGGGAACGAGGAGUCGGAGAAGAAAGCGAAGGAAGCGUUGGAGAUGUUUAAGUCGAUGUUUCGGAGCGUGAAAAUCGAAAAGGGCGCGAGUUUGACGUUUAGCACGAACGAGAGCGGCACGUUGACGACGAGAUUGAGAGGAAAGAAAAUUGGAGAGUCGAUUAAGGACGAGAGGCUGUGCGGGGCUUUGUUUGAAUCGUGGUGCGGGCCGGAUUCAGUCAUCCCGGAGAUGACCGAGGCGGCGAGUUCGAUUUUGUCGCAAGCGUUGAAGUUGAUUCCUUCCGAGGAGGAUAACGGAGGAGGGAGCGCCGCGGCGUAA